AUGCCCGCCCCCGAGAACGGCGGCCGCCCCUCGCCGCACCGCCCGUCCACCCAGGCGCCGCCAACACGCCGCAACAGCCCCUACCUCCCGACGCCGACCGAGCGCCUCCUCGUGGCGCUGUACCCGUCGCUCCUCCUCCUCGGCGCCGCCUUCGCGGCCCUGUCGCCCGAGACCCGCGCCGCCGCACCCGCCGCCGCCGGAACAACCGCGUCCUUCUCGCAGGACCCGGGCCUGGCGCCGUCGUACUUUGCGCGCAAGGACAACGCCGUCAACGUGCUCUUCGUCAAGUGGGGGUGGGCGUGGAUCAGCGUCGCUGCGGCGGCGUGGGCGGGGACGCAUCCCGGGGCGGCGGAGGGGUGGCGGGUGUUGGUGCGGUGGGCGGGGGUGACGGGGUGGUGGGUUGGGGUUACGAGGUGGUUUUUCGGGCCGGGGUUUAUUGAUCGGGGGUUUAGGUUGAGUGGGGGCAGGUGCGAGGUUGUUGAGCUGAGGGUCGCGGAGGGGGUUGCUACCGGGGCGGAGAUGGUCUCGGCGGCGGCUUGUAAGGCUGUUGGCGGGAGAUGGAGUGGUGGGCAUGAUAUCAGCGGGCAUGUGUUUAUGCUGGUGCUGGGCAGCGGGUUCCUGAUGCAGGAGGUCGGCUGGGCGGUGUGGAGGUGGAGGGAGGGGCGGAGGGGGGCGAGGAGCACCGAGGAGAGGACCGUCGUGAUGGCGGACGGGUCGGUCAGAGGAGCCGGGGUUGAGGCCCGUGCUGCUGCCGGUGGACUCCCCGGCGGGGGGCCCGGGUCCGACGGUGACCUGCUGGGGCUCGGGGGGAAGUUCGUGCUCGCUGUUGUGGCGCUGAGCUUGUGGAUGAUCCUCAUGACGGCGAUUUACUUCCACACGUGGUCCGAGAAGCUUACGGGACUUAUCGUUGCUCUCACGGCCUUGUAUAGCGUCUACAUCCUCCCUAGAUGGGUUCCGGCGUUGAGAAGAAUUUUCCAGCUCCGCUUCUCCCCCUCCCUAGCCAACAAGCCCCGCGCCCCCGAACCCCAUCCCCGCACCGCCGCGCCCAUCGACCCGUUCGCCGACCCGCCGGCGGCCCUGCUGGUGUCGGCCGUGCCGCCGGCGCACAACCUGGUCCUCAACAAGUUCGCCGUCGUGCCGGGCCACUUCAUCCUCGCCACCGCCGCCUUCCUGCCGCAGGACCACCUCCUCGACGCCGCCGACCUCGCCGCCGCGUACGCGUGCAUCGAGGCGUACCGCCGCGGAGAGGACGAGGGAGGAGGAGGAGACCGAGACCUGUUUGUGUUCUUCAACUCGGGCCCGCACUCGGGCGCUAGUCAGCCGCAUCGACAUCUGCAGCUGCUGCCGGUGGAGGGCAUGCGCGACGGCCUGGCCGGGGAGGGGGAGGGGGCCUGGGAGGUCCUGGCGGAGAAACUGCUGGCUGCUGGGGAUGGACUCGGGGGCGGGGAUGUCGCGGCGCGGCUGCCGUUCCGGACGUUUGCGGGCCGUAUUGGUCGGGACAUGGGGCCGCGGGAGAUGCGCGAGGUCUACCUGCGGCUGUACCGGGAGGCGUGUCGGGCGGCCGGGCGAGGGGGGGAUGCCAACGGGGUGGGUGUGGAGGUGGAGGUAGACGGGGAGGCUAGGAUCAGCUAUAACCUCGCCAUGACGCGGCACACUAUGGUGCUGUGUCCCCGGGUCGCCGAGGGGUCAACCGUGUCCGGGCCGGGCGGCGCGACUGCCGGGAAGUUGAGCCUGAACGGGACCGUGCUGGCGGGGACGGCGCUCGUCAAGACCCAGGCCGAGUGGGAUGCCCUACGCGGCGAUCCGGCGCAGCUGCGUGGUGUGCUGGAGAAGAUCGGGAUCCCGACGAAUGCGGGUUGA
This is a messenger RNA of Phialemonium atrogriseum, 1860 nucleotides long. Its product is annotated as alpha-galactosidase. Bases 1 to 1860 code for a protein of 619 amino acids. The transcript has 3 exons. The record is from RefSeq and is a predicted model, not a curated record. Lineage: Eukaryota; Fungi; Ascomycota; Sordariomycetes; Cephalothecales; Cephalothecaceae. Gene Ontology annotation, biological process: lipid storage; nucleotide metabolic process. Gene Ontology annotation, molecular function: ATP binding; coenzyme A diphosphatase activity; ATP:ADP adenylyltransferase activity. Gene Ontology annotation, cellular component: endoplasmic reticulum membrane.